GGGAUCCGUUUUCGAGAUUUCCGUCAUGUAGAUUUGGAUAUUUCCCUCGUCCAAUACGGUUCCGAGAGAAGGUAACUGUUGCUUCUGUCGCGGAAGAGUGGGAGCGGAUUUUAUCGAUUUCUUUGACCUGUUGAAUGCUUUUUACCGCUAAUGAGCUCAGAAUCUCUCCUGUCCCAGCACGAGGAACAAUCUGUUGGGCUGCUAAGCGAGAUGGAGGCAAGGGCGGAACACCAAAGGACGAAGCAUUACCAGUCGCUGUACUCCUUCACCACCUCUGUAGGAGUGGGUUUAAUAAUUUUAGUGCUGUUCUGGAUCUUGCACUUUCGGGGCGGUUUCGCAUGGCAGUCUAACCCCAAGCAAGAGUUUUACUGGCACCCUUUCUUAAUGGUACUGGGAAUGGUUUUUCUUUAUUCGCAAUCCAUUCUGGUGUACAGGACCUUCCGCCAUGUCCCGAAAAUGAGGCUGAAGAUCCUCCACGCGAGCCUCCAUUGCCUGGCCUUCAUCCUGUCCGUGGUGGGGCUGAAAGCCGUCUUCGAUUCCCACAAUUUGUUGGACAAGCCGAUGCCUAACCUCUACACUUUGCAUUCCUGGAUCGGCUUGAUAACGGUCAUCAUUUUCGCUGCCCAGUUCUUGUUCGGAUUCGUGAGCUUCCUCUACCCGGGACUGUCGAAGACGGUGCGUCAGGCUUUCCUGCCCGUCCACACCGCCGUCGGCACGGGAGGUUUCGUGCUGGCCAUCGCAACCACCGUGACUGGCAUAACCGAGAAGGUCAUUUGGACACUGAGCGACGACUACUCAAAGUUCAUUUCUGAGGGCGUCGUCUUCAACUUCAUCGGCGUGUUCGCCGCCCUGUACGGCGUCUUGGUCCUUUACAUGGUCAACGAGCUAGAUUACAAACGGGUGGCUUUGCCCGAGGACGAAAUGGCCCUCGCCAGUUCCGAUUAAAUCGGAAAUAUUUAAUCUCUAUUAAAAACCUCGAUGUCUAAACUAUAUCAAAUGUGGUGCUUUAAAUGUAGAGUGUGCCGUGUAUCGUAAACUUCGUCGGUAAAACGGUUUAUUUGCAUCGUAAUUGAAAUGCAGCGGCCGCCAGGCGGUCCAGAUCUCGCACCUAUCAGUUAUUUUUGUAAUAUCGCGUCGGUGUCCUUUUUUUCACUACCUGGGAAGUUUACGGUACACUUCUGGCACAAGUAUUUCUCAAACGGUGCUUCGUACAUCAAACCCAAAGUCAAACGGUGCUUAUUCCGGCAAAUGUUGCUUAAAAACUAGUUUUUUUUUUCUCUCGAAGAUUGUGUGAUAUGAUUUGGACUUAAAUAUAUUUUUUAACUAUUUACAAAUAUUUCGUCAGAGCUGUGUGGUGUCUAUAUUUUAGUGGUAGGCUCUUACACGUCUUGCCUAUGGUGAUGUGUUAUUAUUGUUAAUAGUAUUAUUGUGUGGAAUAAAAUAUUGUGGAAUAU
Messenger RNA from Anoplophora glabripennis (Asian longhorned beetle), 1454 nucleotides. RefSeq names its product cytochrome b561. Bases 151 to 945 code for a protein of 264 amino acids. The record is from RefSeq and is a predicted model, not a curated record. The transcript is spliced from 5 exons. Lineage: Eukaryota; Metazoa; Arthropoda; Insecta; Coleoptera; Cerambycidae. Gene Ontology annotation, molecular function: oxidoreductase activity.